UGCCUGGACCGAGAACCGAGAUGGGAACUCAGCGGUCAUAUCCCAUGGUCCACCGAGAAGAAAGUCUAUAAAGCGGCCAUGGUCGUCGGAAAGUUAGUACCAGGAGAGAAACAACGAGCCUCGUUCAGCACCACAAUCUUCAGAAUCCUCUUGCCUUCUCGAUAUCUCCCAAGAUGCACUUCAACCUCACCGCCCUUCUGGCCUUCGUAGGCAUGGUCAGCUCCAGCGCCAUCCCUCACUCCCACGAGGACUACGAGAGCUCUCCUGUCCCGAGGAGCAUUCUCGAGGCCCGCGACAGCUAUGAUUGCAAGGGCAGCAGCAUGUGCAGCAGUCUCAACGUUGCGGCUUGCGACGAUGCCGUCAACAGCAAAAUCAUCCGCAACGACGUCGUGAACUAUGGAGCUGAUGGGAGUGGGAGACCACAUGGGGGAGCCUGCUCGGCAAUCGCGUUUGGCUACGGCUGUGGUGUCUUCAUCCAGGGGCAGAAGAACUGCGCUCGGACGGGUAACCAGAUCUGGUGGGAUUACCAGGACAUUCGCAAGAACGGCUGCCAAAAAUGCGGUACCAAGCACUGGGGUGACGGGUGUAUGACAACCAUCAACUACGUCUCCGGUUGCUAAAUAUCAGAGCCGACAAGCUGUCUGUGAGGGCAGGAGCAGCAGGGCAUAGGGUGGCUCGAA
Phialemonium atrogriseum is the source of this 680-nucleotide messenger RNA. RefSeq lists its product as uncharacterized. The coding region runs from base 174 to 620 and encodes 148 amino acids. NCBI's taxonomy places the organism in Eukaryota, Fungi, Ascomycota, Sordariomycetes, Cephalothecales, Cephalothecaceae. The transcript has 2 exons. The record is from RefSeq and is a predicted model, not a curated record.